Molecule: messenger RNA, 1095 nt
Organism: Cladophialophora carrionii CBS 160.54
Lineage: Eukaryota; Fungi; Ascomycota; Eurotiomycetes; Chaetothyriales; Herpotrichiellaceae
Exons: 2
Coding region: 1-1095 (364 amino acids)
Source: RefSeq, a predicted model, not a curated record
AUGUCUCACUCGAUCCUCCUCACAGGCGUCUCGGGCUACCUCGGCGGCAGUCUCCUGGCCCAGCUAGGCAAUACAGACGCGCACGCCCUCCCGGCACACAAAUACAAGAAACUCUACGCCCUAGUCCGGACCGACUCGCAAGCCUCGGCCGUGCAGGCGUACGGCGCCGAACCGCUCCGCUUCGACGUCAAGGACGCAUCGGCCGUGCGGGCGGCGCUCCUCGAGCACGACAUCAGCGUGGUCUUCUUCCUGAUCGACGCCCUCACGGCCACGACGCAAGCCCACUUCAUCGACGCCCUCGGCGAGGUCAAGGCCAAGUUGAGCGGCACCGCCGUCACCGACGUCCACUUCCUGCACACCAGCGGCGCCAAGAUCUUCUCCAGCCACGCGGGCGCCCCGACCGAGGGCCCCUUGUUCGACGACGACCCGGCCCUGUACGACGUGCAGAAGGCCCAGCGGCCGGUCGUCCCGCUUCUCCAGUCGGCCAUCGACGCCAACACCACGGUCGUCGAGCGCGCCGAGGCCCGCGGCGUGCGCUGCUACAUCUUCGUGCCUUGCAUCGUGUACGGCCGUGGCCGCGGGUUCGGGAACCGCAUCUCCAUCCAGACGGUCGCGAUCGUCAAAGCCGCCAGGGCUGCGCGCAGGGUUUAUUCCGUAAACGACCCGCCUUCGGCCGCGGUUUGGCCCGUAUGUCACGUCGACGACAAUACAAGUCUGUAUCUCGCGUUGCUGGAUGCCAUCUUGGCGGGGAAGAGUCCCCCAUCUGGCAAGCAAGGCUACUAUCUUGCUUCUUCGGGGAGUAUCCUUUGGGACGACUUGUACCGGGCAAUGGCACGCCGGUUGGCCGAGAGAGGCGUGGUCGAUCAUCCGGAUGUACUUCCCGCGGAGGGCAACGUGGAUGUAUUGACGACGAUGGGGAAGGGGCUGGGAUGUCCGCCGGCGUUGGUCGCGCUGAUGUUGGGAGGGAGAUGCACGUUCACGGCACGACAUGCUGGGGCGGAACUCGCGUGGACGCCGCGAUUCAAGCCCGAACAUAUCCUCGAGACGGCGGCCGAGGAGGUCGAUCUGAUACUGGACAAUCUGGCGGACUCGUGA